This is a messenger RNA of Lentinula edodes (shiitake mushroom), 3291 nucleotides long. RefSeq lists its product as uncharacterized. The transcript is spliced from 14 exons. The record is from RefSeq and is a predicted model, not a curated record. Bases 1 to 3291 code for a protein of 1096 amino acids. Lineage: Eukaryota; Fungi; Basidiomycota; Agaricomycetes; Agaricales; Omphalotaceae.
AUGUCUUCCUCUAGCACCAGCCCUAUCGUACCUCCCUACUUGGAGAGGUUCAUUACUGUACCCGAACUCCUGAAGUUCCAUCUCGAAAACAACCCUAGCCAGCCUGCAUAUGUUUUUUCCCCCGAGGGACAGCAUCAGGAAUGUACCGACAUCACUUACUCGGAAUUUGUACGCGCCAGCCAUCGUGGUGCUCAUAUCAUCCGUGGUGGUCGUGCUGGCACUGACGGAGCGGUCGUCGGGGUGAUUGCGUUGGUCGAUACCCUUGUCUAUCAGACAAUGGUCGCUGCCAUUAUGCAAGCCGGUUGCGUUCCCCUCUUGAUCUCUCCUCGUGUUACCCCGGCAGCAGUGAUCAAUCUUUUACAAACAUCGGGCUGCCACCGGAUCCUUAGCACUCAGAAUACCCUCAAGGAGCUGCUUCAAGGAGUUGAAAAUGAACUGACCACCACCGCAUCGCCUGACGGAGCGUACCCCGUCAAUAUUGAGGAAAUUCCCAGCCUGCAGGAGCUUUACCCAAAGCUUGGAAGGGAACAACAACAGGACCCAUUUGAGCCAUAUCCCGCACCGUUGUCAUAUCCGAAGGAGGAGGACAUCGCAAUAUACCUGCACUCCUCCGGGAGUACAGGGCUCCCCAAAGUAAUUGCGCUCUCUCAUUCGACGUUGAUCAAUGGCUGGGCUGGGAUGCCCAUCGCGGGGCAUUUACGCUCACACAACAUCCGCAGGUUAGGAGUCAUGCCGCUCCCACCGUUUCAUGCUUUUGCAUUCUUGACUCAAUUCAUCUAUCCAAUUUUUGCUUCGAUUUCGGCUGCUCUUUAUCCGCCAGUCGUGACCAAGCCUGACGCUUUACCCAUUACACCUACACCUAACAAUAUUCUCCCGCAAGUUCAAGCCACUAAGUCUAAUUGUAUCAUGGUCGUCCCAGCCAUGCUACAGAUUUGGGCUCAAGACGAAGAAGAUGUCAAGGUUUUACAAGGGUUGAAGGCUGUGAUUUUCGCCGGGGGACCUCUAUCUCCCUCGACUGGCGACUUUCUCGUUUCACAAGGGGUGCAUUUGCGUUCGUUGUACGGUGGAACGGAAUUUGGUAUCGUAUCUGACAUUGACAUCGACGAAAAAGAAGACGAGAAUUGGCGUUGGCACCGAUUUGCGAAGGAAAGCGACGCGCGAUGGGUUCCCCAGGGAGAUGGGACGAGUGAACUUCAGCUGCUUAAUACGAAGAAACAUGUCUUAUCGCUCAUCAACAUCACGGUGGACGGUGUUCCUGGGUAUGCGACCUCUGAUGUUUUUGCCCCGCAUCCAACAAAAGCCGAUCUAUGGAAGAUUGUCGGUCGUGCAGACGAUGUAAUCAUUCAUUCCUCUGGAGAAAAAACAGUUCCACAUCCCUUUGAAUUUGCGGUAAUGCGGAGUCCAUUUGUACGUGAAGCUGUGAUGUUCGGCCGUCAACGAGACCAAGCUGGAAUCUUGAUCGAGCCUUCACUUGGAAAUGAAAUUGAUGUAGAUGACGAGGUUGCUGUGUCACAGUUUCGAAACAAGAUAUGGCCGUUUGUAGAAGAAGCUAACCGAGCUGCUCCUGCGUAUAGUAGAAUUUUCAAAGAGAUGAUCCUGAUUUCAUCCCACAAGAAACCACUUCCGCGGGCAGCUAAAUCGACUGUCUUGCGAAAAGCAGUGUAUAAGAUUUAUGAGAAGGAGAUCGACCAAAUUUACGAUGCCGUCAAUACUCAUGCAGGUAGUGGGUCCAUAGUGCCCCCUACCAGUUGGGACACCGCGGGCGUCCAGCAGUGGCUUAUGGUCCAGAUUAAAGAUCUAUGUGGAAAGUCGUUGACACCACUCGACGAUGUGUUCGAACACGGUUUCGAUAGCUUAUGCGCAACCAUCCUUCGUUUGCGAUUAUCCAGCGUACUGGCUUCAAAUUCGUCAACACAAAACAUUGUUCCAUUCAUUACCCAAAAUAUAGUAUAUUCGCAUCCUUCGAUUGGAUCUUUAUCCGAUUUUAUUGUAGGACUCGUACGCGAUCCCUCUCAGAACAGCAAAGACACGAGUCAUGAGGAAGCUAUGGAGGAAAUGAUCAUGCGUUACUCCAAAGGGCUGGACGAGCCGUUAAAUGGUGUCAAACCUGCAGCUCGCGAGCCCUUUGGGCAUGUUGUACUGUUGACUGGGUCAACUGGAAACCUUGGUGCUCUGAUCCUCGCGAUGCUGCUCUCCAAUAAAGCCGUCGCGCGUGUAUAUGCGUUGAACCGACCAUCUUCUCAAGCUUCCACGUUGGAAAGGCACAUAAAGCGGUUCGAGGACAAGGCGCUAGACACCUCGGUACUUUCAUCGGACAAGCUGGUGUUCCUUGAAGGCGAAACCUCGAACCCCCAUCUAGCACUGACGGACCAUGUUUAUAAUGAACUUCAAGAAAACCUCACGCAUGUCAUUCAUAAUGCGUGGAAGUUGGACUUCAAUCUUUCCUUACCUUCAUUCGAAUCGCAUAUUCGUGGAAUUCGCAAUUUGAUAGAUUUGUCUCGUUCGUGCCGAUAUGUUUCCUCACUGCGAUUUUUGUUCACCUCGUCGAUCGCAUCGACGCUAUCGUGGGAUGCGAGUAAAGGACUUUAUCCAGAGGAAGUCGUCAUGGAUCCAAAGUAUGCUGUUGGAGCAGGAUACGGCGAGAGCAAGUAUGUAUCUGAGAGGAUAUUGCGGGAAAGUGGACUUCAUGCUUCCUCCUUCCGAAUAGGUCAGAUCGCCGGGGGUAAACCUAAUGGAGCUUGGGCGACAAGCGACUGGCUGCCCAUGAUUGUAAAGUCUAGUCUGACUAUGGGUAUGCUUCCAGAAGCUAUGGGGGUUAUAUCUUGGGUGCCAAUGGAUGCAGUUGCAGAAGCUAUUUUGGAUGUAGCUUUUGCUAAGGAACAUGCACCUCUGACCAUAAAUCUCGUUCACCCUCAUCCAGUUACGUGGAAUUCAAUGAUGGAAGCGAUUCGAGUGUCUUUAAUAUCAGCUAAAGGGUUGAGCUCGAAAGCCCUGCGACUAGUACCAUUUAAUGAAUGGUACACUAUGCUCAAAGAAGCGGAUACGCGUGGACCUGCCGAGAAGACAUCAAUUCAAAUUCCUGCUACCAAAAUACCGGACUUCAUUGGAGCUUUGGUCCAAGCCAAUGACCGAGCUAGAAAGACAGGCGACAAUGACACUGAGGCUGUCGGAUUAACCGCAAUGGACACAAGUAACAUCCAACGUAUUAGUGCACGGAUGAGAGAUCUAGAACCAAUUGGUAUACAAGACGCCGAGUCGUGGGUGAAGUAUUGGGUUCAGUGUGGCAUGUAA